Molecule: messenger RNA, 822 nt
Organism: Uranotaenia lowii
Lineage: Eukaryota; Metazoa; Arthropoda; Insecta; Diptera; Culicidae
Gene: JTBR
Product: protein JTB
Exons: 4
Coding region: 249-692 (147 amino acids)
Biological process (GO): mitotic cytokinesis
Cellular component (GO): midbody; membrane; spindle
Source: RefSeq, a predicted model, not a curated record
GUUCUCUCAAUGACUUUUGUGUGUGAUGUUGUUUUGGAAAGCAUUGCAAAAUGAUUGCUUAAAAAUCAAAUUCUGGAUCCUCGAAGUUUCGUAGCACCAAAUGUGAAAAAGAAUUGAUUCUAUUGGCUAAAUUUCCCUUAAGAGGUAUACCCUUUAUAACGUGAGUAGAACAGCAAAUUUUGGAUAUCUUAGCUGACGAACGUUGCUUUAAUGCCUUACUCUGGAUCUGUGACCAAGAAAGAGCCACGAUGAUUGAGAACUUAUCCAAGAAACGUAUGGUAUUUGGAAUAAGUUGCCUCAUAUUGCUAACAAUCGUGGUGCUGAUCAUCGAAUCCAAAUGGAUGAAAGCUGGUAGUCGGAGGCAAGAGUUCAUUAUUGAAAACAAUUCCACCUGCUGGCACCGGGAAACAUUCGAGGUGAUCAAAGAUUGCCAUCCGUGUUCGGCGUUCGAAAUCGCAAGCAGGUCGCAGGGCGUUUGCGUGCAUACCCACAACAAGGAGGUGCUCCGGUGCCAAAGUGGUGAAAUCGUCACCCGGAGUUGUGACCGAGUAGCUUGGUUAGACGAAAAACAUUACUGGUCGUUCCAAAUUUCGCUUACCAUAAUCGGUAGUCUUUCGACAGCAGUGUCCUUCCUGCGACAAAAAUCGCUCAACCGGAAGGCUAUGCUUAAAAUUCAAAACCAGUUAGGAUGAACAACUCCUGGUAGAGGUACCAAUUGAGAGCUACGUCGUUUUAGCUCUUUGUCAAUAUCUAAGGGAACCAACGAUCGGCCAACAACUUCAUGUUAACUUUGUGCAAAGCAAAUCUAAUAACGACAGUGGA